GCACCCAAAAUCAAAUACAAAGGCAUAUGCAUAUACAUACACACUCUUUUCAGAAGGUUGUUUGUUAUUGCUCUGCCAAGGAAAAAGAAGUGAUGGAGGAUGCGAAGGAGAAAAAUUGGAGAAUGGAAGCGGAAGAGAAUCUGCAGAGGUUGCAAUCUCUUCUGUUGGGUACGGAACACGCUCUAGCAAGCAAGGACUUCGCCUCCGCUUACGUCCUCGCGCUUCGUCUUCUCGGCUUCCUCGACGUGAAGUCCCACUCUGACGCCGUCGAUGAGGCCUUCCUUCAACCGACUCGUCGCGACGCACUCUCCAAGCUCCACACUGCUCGCAGAUCCCUCAUCCCUCAAUCUGAUCGGCAAGCUUUUGAGCAAGCAAAGAAAUCUCCAGGAUACAUUUUUGGCACAACAGGAGAUAUUGACAUUGAGAAGAUUCGGAAUUCAAAGUACUUCCGUGCUCUUGUCAACCAAUCUAAAGAAAACGAUGCGUAUAAAUUGGUUGAUCACCCGGGGAAACAGGGCAAAACAGGCAGCAAAGCCUCGAAGCAAAUGGUGCAAACGAAGCUAUCAUCCAUGUAUGGGAAAAGCAGUUUGUGGACUAGCAACUGUUCCCAGAGUUCUUUGAACAUGAAAAAUUACAGUUCUGAGGAUUGUAGGAUUCUUGGUAGGCCUCAAUCUCAAGCCAGCCAUACAAAGGGUCCUGGUGUCUCUUCUAUCUUUCAAGUUGAAGGAGAAGAAAGAGCUUUUGGAAACACAUUCUCCACCAAACGUGUACACGUGGAAACUAAUAAUCUCAGAGUUGGAUACUUGAAGUCACCUUCAAAUAAGGACGAAGUUCACCCUGAUGUUUGUGGCAAAGGGUUUAUUACUGCUAGAGCAAAACUGGAAAUUGAAGAAAAGCAUAAGCGAGGAGCAGGCGGUUCACCCUGUAACUCUGUCUCACUGCAGUGUGAUAACAAUCCUGCCAACAGGUUACAUGGUGGGAGAUCAUAUAGUGUUUCACGACGUGGUUUCCGUAGUAAUUUUGUUCCCCCUAUAAAAUCCAAUGGGAAUAAUGCUGGAAAUAUGAGUGCACGAAAUGCUGGAAAAUGUGAUGAUUCUUUAGACGACUCUACAAGGAAAUGUUUGGAAAUCCUGUGUGGUCCUGACGGUGAGCUUCCAGAGAAAUUGAGGAAUUUGGAACCUCGCCUCAUUGAACAUGUUAGUAACGAGAUCAUGGAUAAAGAUCCCAAUGUCCGGUGGGAUGAUAUUGCUGGAUUGGAGCAUGCCAAGAAAUGUAUUGAUGAGAUGGUAAUAUAUCCUUUGCAACGUCCUGACAUAUUCAUGGGCUGUCGUGCACCUGGGAGGGGUCUUCUUUUGUUUGGUCCACCAGGAACCGGUAAAACAAUGAUAGGAAAAGCCAUAGCAGGGGAGGCGAAGGCAACCUUCUUUUACAUAUCUGCAAGUUCGUUGACUAGCAAGUGGAUUGGUGAAGGUGAAAAGCUAGUGAGAGCCCUUUUUGGAGUUGCCAGUUGCCGUCAGCCUGCUGUAAUUUUUGUUGAUGAAAUAGAUUCUCUCCUGUCUCAGCGUAAAUCAGACGGUGAGCAUGAAUCCAGUAGACGGCUAAAGACACAGUUUCUCAUCGAAAUGGAAGGCUUUGACAGUGGUAGCGAGCAAAUUCUGCUUAUAGGGGCAACUAAUCGUCCCCAGGAGCUUGAUGAAGCAGCACGAAGGAGACUUACUAAAAGGCUUUAUAUUCCCCUACCAUCCUCAGAAGCAAGAGCUUGGAUUGUACGUAACCUUCUACAGAAAGAUGGACUAUUCAAUCUUUCAAACGAGGAAAUGGAUAUCAUAUGCAUCUUAACGGAAGGUUAUUCAGGAUCAGACAUGAAAAACUUAGUGAAGGAUGCUUCUAUGGGACCCCUAAGAGAGGCUUUAAGACAAGGCAUAGAAAUUACAAAGUUGAAAAAGGAGGAUAUGCGAGGAGUUACUCUUCAGGACUUCGAGAGCUCCCUCAGAGAGGUGAGGCCUUCUGUUUCCCCAAAUGAACUUGGCACGUAUGAUCAAUGGAACAAGCAAUUCGGAAGCUUAUCAUUGUAGUGGCAUGUUUCAUCAGUGUAUGUAUGGUGACAAAUAUCACAGCUAGUCAGAGAUGGUAGCAACUACCUAGAUUGACCUGUACCUUAAUGCUUGCGCUAUGGUAAUCUUUAUGUUAAUAUAAUUACACUGCUUGCACAACCCAUUGCCUGUAAAAUUCCACUGGCGCAAGAAGUGGCAUGGUGACACCUUUUAACAUUUAAUAUUUCAGCUCCAAGCAUGUUUUUUGCAGGGCCUUUUCUUUGUGAUGGUGAUUACAAACAUGUUCAAUGAUCCAAUGAGCCAGGAUUAGCUAAUAGGUUCUUAUUUU
Vigna radiata var. radiata (mung bean) is the source of this 2382-nucleotide messenger RNA. Its product is annotated as ATPase family AAA domain-containing protein FIGL1. Gene Ontology annotation, molecular function: ATP binding; ATP hydrolysis activity. The coding region runs from base 27 to 2075 and encodes 682 amino acids. NCBI's taxonomy places the organism in Eukaryota, Viridiplantae, Streptophyta, Magnoliopsida, Fabales, Fabaceae. The transcript has 13 exons. The record is from RefSeq and is a predicted model, not a curated record.